UUUUCGUAGCCAUAUUGAAAUUUACAUGCUACAAAAUUUCAAAAGGUUUUCUGCCAAAUCUCGACAAAUUGUGCAGAUUUUAUUUGUGUUUUGCCGUGGAAUUGAUCUACAAUGCCAAGAAUACUUAUUAAAGGAGGUGUUUGGAGAAACACAGAGGAUGAAAUUCUCAAAGCAGCUGUAAUGAAAUAUGGCUUGAAUCAGUGGUCACGAAUUGCUUCCUUGCUUCACAGAAAGUCAGCUAAACAGUGCAAGGCAAGAUGGUAUGAGUGGUUGGAUCCUAGUAUUAAAAAGACUGAAUGGAGUCGUGAGGAGGAUGAGAAACUUCUGCAUCUUGCUAAACUGAUGCCAACACAAUGGAGAACGAUUGCGCCACUUAUUGGUCGUACAGCAUCACAAUGCCUUGAGAGAUAUGAGUAUCUUCUCGAUCAGGCUCAAGCUAAGGAAGGCGAGGAAACUGGGGAUGAUCCACGGAAACUGAGACCUGGCGAGAUUGAUCCAAAUCCCGAAACCAAACCAGCCAGACCUGAUCCUAUUGAUAUGGAUGAGGAUGAACUUGAAAUGUUAUCAGAAGCCAGAGCUCGUUUAGCCAACACACAGGGCAAGAAAGCAAAAAGGAAAGCCAGAGAAAAACAGCUUGAGGAAGCUAGAAGAUUAGCAGCAUUACAGAAACGUAGAGAAUUAAGAGCUGCCGGCAUUGAAAUUAAGAAACAUAGAAAGAAGAGACGUGGUGUGGAUUAUAAUGCUGAAAUACCAUUUGAAAAGAAACCUGCUCCUGGCUUUUAUGAUACGGCUGAGGAAAAUAUUGCUCCAAUUGAACCCGACUUUAAGAAAUUGAGACAGGAUAACUUGGAUGGGAAAAUGAGAGAUCAGAAAGAAGCUGAGGAACGACGGAAGGACAAGGAAAAACUAAAGAAAAGAAAAGAAAGUGAUUUGCCAGGAGCUGUUAUGCAGAUCAACAAGUUAAAUAAUCCAGAUCACAUUAAAAAGAGAAGUAAACUUGUUCUUCCUAAACCUCAAGUUUCUGAUGCUGAACUGGAAGAGGUAGUUAAAAUGGGGUUUGCAAGCGAGACUGCUCGAGCCAGUGUGGAAGAUGGAAGCACAGCAUCUGAUGCUCUGCUUGCCGAAUAUUCUAUCACCCCGGGGAACCUCAAUCAACUAAGAACACCCAGAACUCCAGCAUCACAAGACACAGUCCUUCAGGAAGCUCAAAAUAUCUUAGCUCUUAACCAAGUGGACACUCCACUAAAAGGAGGAAUGAACACACCUCUUCUGGAGUCCAGUUUCGAGGGUGUUACACCCAAGAGAGCUGAUGUGAAAACACCCAACAUGAUGCUUGGAACACCAUUCAGAACGCCACAGGCGGAUGGACAAGGUCUCACACCACGUUUGAGUGGAACACCAGGACCUAAAGGGACAAUGACGCCAGGACGAGGGUCGGUUAGGGACAAACUAAGCAUUAAUCGAGAGGAUGCAUUGGUCGAUGAAUACGAGUCUGCACAUAUGGCAAGACAACAACAAGAAGAACAAAGAUCACGACUUAAAGAAAGCCUUUCCAAUCUUCCUGUUCCAUCAAAUGAUUUUGAGAUUGUUGUUCCUGAGGCUGCGCCAGAGGAACAAGAGAAAUCCAUGGACGAAGGUUUCGUCGAAGAUGCUUCUGACGUUGAUGCCAGAGCUUAUGCACUCAAAGUUUUAGAAGAGGAGAAAGAACGUAAAUUAUGGUCACAAGCUGUUCAACGCGACUUGCCACGUCCAUCAGAUGUCAACACAACCAUUCUACGUCCUGCAAAUAUAGAGCCACCUUUAACAGCACUGCAGAAGGCGGAAGAGUUGAUCAAGAGAGAGAUGAUCAUUAUGCUACGUAACGAUAUUGUAAAUCAUCCAACCAGCAGUCAGGUUGAACUUCUGAAACAGAAGAAAACACGCAACGCUGUCCAGGCCGUGAUCGCUGCAAAUCAGGCAGCUCUGGAGCGAGACCAACACGAGAAAUUCACUGAAGAAGAAAUGACAGAUGCUAAGAAAAUGCUGGCGAAAGAAAUGGAUUUUGUUAAACAAAGGAUUGGCCAUGGUGACCUUCCCAUAGAGUCUUAUUCAAAAGUAUGGGAUGAAUGCUAUGCACAGGUCAUGUUUUUACCGUCGCAAAAGCGAUAUACAAGAGCUGCAUUGGCUAGCAAAAAAGACAGAUUGGAAUCCCUGGAAAAACGUCUUGAGCUCAAUCGCGGUCAAAUGGCUCAAGAUGCUAAAAAGGCUUCAAGAAUUGAAAAGAAGUUGAAAGUUCUGUUAGGAGGAUAUCAGUCACGCGCUGUUGGAUUAGUCAAGCAAUUAUCAGAUAUUCAUGAGCAAGUUGAGCAAGCUUACGUCGAGAAACGAACCUUUGAAGAACUGAAAAAUCAGGAGACGCAAUCAAUUCCAAAGCGUUUACAGGCUCUGGAAGAAGACGUUGAAAGGCAAUCGGAACGUGAACGAGAGCUUCAACGACGCUUUGGCGAACUUUUGGUCGAACGUGACAACCUAAAGCAUUCAACGAUGUCAUAGCAACGAGGCAAUGACGUGUGUACAUAGAUCAGUCGACUCCACACAUCCCCCCCCCUGGGCUUCAGGCCAUAGGAUUAAUUAACUCAUUAUGACCCAGUGACACCUUUAGUAGGUCGUACCAUGAGUUAUUACCACUAGUCAUUACCACUAAAUCACUAGUUAUUAUC
Dendronephthya gigantea is the source of this 2699-nucleotide messenger RNA. RefSeq names its product cell division cycle 5-related protein-like. The record is from RefSeq and is a predicted model, not a curated record. Gene Ontology annotation, cellular component: spliceosomal complex; Prp19 complex. Bases 112 to 2532 code for a protein of 806 amino acids. The transcript is spliced from 18 exons. NCBI's taxonomy places the organism in Eukaryota, Metazoa, Cnidaria, Anthozoa, Malacalcyonacea, Nephtheidae. Gene Ontology annotation, biological process: mRNA splicing, via spliceosome; regulation of transcription by RNA polymerase II. Gene Ontology annotation, molecular function: RNA polymerase II transcription regulatory region sequence-specific DNA binding; DNA-binding transcription factor activity, RNA polymerase II-specific.